UUUAUUAUGGAUUUAUGACUCAGAAUCAUCACGUUCGUCGUCGUGAUGUCUAUCUUCGUCAAAGGUGGUCCCCGGUCAAGCUUUUCUCCAAGAAGAUGAUGGCACUGGCAAUCAGGCGCUGAAUCACAAAUAUUGUAAGAGAAGUCGACUUUCGAUAUCACCACAGCUCCACCGGGCCUCCCUCGCAACAGAGAGAGAGAGAGAGAUAAUCCCAGCGACGGAUGGCCACCGACUUUAGUAGCAUCCCCAUUAUUGAUAUUAGCGCCCUUAUAGCCAAGUCCGAUGAUCCAAAUAUUGCUGAGGACCCUGCAGUCUCUGAGGUUGUUCGACAAUUGGAUCAGGCUUGUAGAGAGGCAGGUUUCUUCUACGUGAAAGGUCAUGGUAUUCCUGCUACUCUUCUGAAAGAGGCUAAGGACUUAACACGUAGAUUCUUUCAACUUCCAUACGAAGAAAAGAUGAAGAUCAAAAUGACUGCGGGCACUGGUUUCAGAGGAUAUCAGAGCAUCGGAGAAAACAUAACUAAAGGCGUACCUGAUAUGCAUGAAGCUAUAGAUUGCUAUAGGGAAGUGACCGAAGGCAUGUAUGGAACGCUUGGCAAACCCAUGGAAGGAUGCAACCUGUGGCCACGAAAUCCUUCAAACUUCAAAGCUCUUAUGGAGGAGUAUAUUAGUCUCUGCACAGAGCUUGCAAGAAAAAUUAUGAGGGGAAUUGCCUUAGCACUAGGUGGAUCACCAGAUGAAUUUGAAGGUCAGCGAGCUGGGGAUCCUUUUUGGGUCAUGAGACUUAUUGGUUAUCCAGGUGUAUCCACUGCAAAUGGAAAAGCUGAUGUCAAAAAUGACACUGGAUGCGGAGCUCACACUGAUUAUGGUUUAUUGACAUUGCUUAAUCAGGAUGACGAUAUAAAUGCACUCCAGGUAAGGAACGUGUCCGGGGAAUGGAUAUCAGCACCUGCGGUUCCUGGAUCAUUUGUGUGCAACAUCGGUGACAUGCUUAAGAUAUAUUCCAACGGUUUGUACGAGUCAACUCUGCAUCGGGUGAUAAACAACUCAGAAAGAUACAGAGUCAGCGUAGUAUAUUUUUACGAGACAAACUUCGAUACGGCAGUGGAGCCUUUGGAUACCAUUAAAACGAGGGCGAAUGGUCCCAACAAGUUUAAGAGAGCCGUGUAUGGCGAGCAUCUAGUUAGCAAAGUCACCACCAACUUCGUGGAUAUCUAGAUCUUGUUAUCGAGCUAGUUCCCAAUGCCCAUUUUGUUUAUUUAUGACUCACGUGUCCCUUAUCCAUUGACUUCCUCGUUCUCAAAAUUUACGUUUACAUGCUAGCAAUUAGUAGUUUACAAUAGCUAGCCCACCCAAAAAAAUAA
This is a messenger RNA of Neltuma alba, 1363 nucleotides long. Its product is annotated as probable 2-oxoglutarate-dependent dioxygenase At3g50210. The record is from RefSeq and is a predicted model, not a curated record. The transcript has 12 exons. Lineage: Eukaryota; Viridiplantae; Streptophyta; Magnoliopsida; Fabales; Fabaceae. Bases 222 to 1217 code for a protein of 331 amino acids.